Molecule: messenger RNA, 1708 nt
Organism: Nicotiana attenuata
Lineage: Eukaryota; Viridiplantae; Streptophyta; Magnoliopsida; Solanales; Solanaceae
Product: putative transferase At1g60990, chloroplastic
Exons: 12
Coding region: 55-1305 (416 amino acids)
Biological process (GO): glycine decarboxylation via glycine cleavage system
Cellular component (GO): mitochondrion
Molecular function (GO): aminomethyltransferase activity; protein binding
Source: RefSeq, a predicted model, not a curated record
UGGUCAUGUGCUCCUAUAAAAAUUGGGUCGUAUCAAAAUCCAAAUGUUGGAGCGAUGGCGUAUUGCUACGGUGCAAACGUGCUCUUUCCUUGUCACUCCUUUUCUUCCUCACCCAUUCUUCAUCUCUUUCCCACUCCAUUAGCUUACCGGCCGUUCAGUUACGAUGCGCCGCCGGCGAAGAUUAAGCGGCGGCUUUCUUUUUCUCCUGCAGCUGCGCUGCCUUUCGACCUUUCUCCGCCUCCCAUUGACCAUGACCUCCUCGAUACUAUGACGGUUGCUGGGGCCAAGGUAUCAGAAGAUGGGGCAAUAGGAACAUUCGAUAAUGACGAGGAGGCACUAGAUGCUGUUGAAAAUGGUGUCGCGGUUGUGGAUCUUUCUCACUACGGCAGGAUAAGAGUUAGUGGAGAAGACAGGGUUCAGUUUCUUCACAACCAAAGUACUGCUAACUUUGAAAUUCUUCAUGAAGGGCAGGGAUGUGACACUGUUUUUGUGACACCAACUGCCAGAACCAUCGAUAUUGCCCACGCCUGGAUUAUGAAAACUGCAAUUACAUUGGUGGUCUCUCCAGUGACCAAGGAAAGAAUAACUGAAAUGCUUAAGAAGUACAUAUUCUUUGCAGACAAAGUUGAAAUUCAAGAUAUUACCGGACAAACAUCCUUGUUCGUACUAAUAGGGCCUAGAAGCAACCAAAUAAUGGAAGCUCUGAAUCUUGCUGACAUAGUUGGACAACCGUAUGGCUCACAUAAGCAUUACAGUGUAAAUGGAAUGCCAAUAACUGUGGGAGUGGGAAAUAUCAUCUCUGAAGAAGGUUACUCUCUACUGAUGUCUCCAGCUGCUGCUGAAUCGGUCUGGAAAGCUCUUCUAGGUCAUGGGGCCAUCCCAAUGGGUUCUAAUGCAUGGGAAACUUUAAGGAUACUUCAAGGAAGACCAGCUCCUGGGAAAGAGCUCACUGAUGAGUUUAAUGUUCUGGAGGCUAAUCUGUGGAAUGCUGUUUCUCUAAAUAAAGGGUGCUAUAAGGGCCAAGAAACCAUUUCUAGGCUUGUAACUUACGAUGGCAUCAAACAGAGGCUGUGGGGAAUACGUGUAUCAUCGCCAGUGGAACCUGGCAGCAUCAUCUCAGUCGACGGGAAAAAGGUUGGCAAGGUGACUAGUUUCACAAUUGGUAAAGGAGCAUCUCAGCCCCUAGGACUUGGCUAUAUUAAGAGGAAAGCUGCUUCUGAGGGGGACACUGUAAUUAUUGGUGAUGAUGUUGUGGGUACAGUGGUGGAAGUGCCUUUUCUCGCUCGUCAAAUUCCUCCAUCCUAGAGCUAGUCUCUGUUGUCUGUAUCAGCAAAUGUAGCAUAUGUGAUGGCUCUGUCAUAACUUACCCUGGCCUCCAGAGAAGGCUUAUACAUGUGUUAGCACUUAGCACAUCGACAGUAUGACAUCUGCUAUCUAAUUUGAGUGCUUGUCCCAUUAGUGGCAAAGCUAGAUGAUGCGCCCUUUCCCCCUCCAGAAGAAAGGAUAUCUCAUGCCAGGGGGCUUUAUGACAACAGAUUCAGAUGUAAUAAAAGAUACCUUGUGAUUAUUUUAAUCAUAAGCCAAUACUUGUUAUUUACUAGGAUUUGCCUCGCUUGAACAUAACUGAUAUUGUAGGAGAGCUAUUGGGGGCUAAUCAACCUUGAGUUCAACCAAUCAUUUCUCCUUAAACUAAACAUAAGUUUCUGCA